Molecule: messenger RNA, 2871 nt
Organism: Centropristis striata (black sea bass)
Lineage: Eukaryota; Metazoa; Chordata; Actinopteri; Perciformes; Serranidae
Gene: trafd1
Product: TRAF-type zinc finger domain containing 1
Exons: 12
Coding region: 634-2367 (577 amino acids)
Source: RefSeq, a predicted model, not a curated record
ACUUCAACCAUUAACCGCUAUAUUAUAUACGCUCCUAACAAAACCAGGGCAUUAUUUUGUUACUAAAUCUAAGUGUUUAGGCUUGUUACAAUAUUAUAUAUUGUUAUGAUAGGAUUUGGUUUGGUUGCGCUUAUAUUUAAAGGGGCGGAAAGGAUGUGUACGUAGACAACCUGAGAGGCCGAACUCGGGGUACCAAACACCCGGAUUACAUCAAGAAGGAAAUAACGAACUGUUUCACAAGAUAUCAUCAAAUAAUUAGCUGUUAUCCGCGGUUUAUUCUUGAUUAUAUAGCCUACAGAGGUGAAUUAAUAGACACACGGUAUAAUCACAACGACUGUCCUCGUUUUGCGUAGACCGGACGGCACAUUAGCUUCUUGGCCCGGUUGCUACUUCGUAAAUAGCGUAUAAAGUUAGUUAGGCUAGCUAAAUUAAUGCUACGCGGUGGUUUGCUAACAAGGUAUUUAAUGUUAAGAUACGUAGCUAGCUAAAGGCAACACGGCCAACAGUGUCCAACUUUCUGAGGUUUUUCGAGAUGUUUGUUGAGUGAAGUUGACGGGGAAUCUUUCUGAUCCAGGCCAUCGUUGUCAGCUAACGUUAGCAAUCUGCCUGGAAACACAGGGCUUCGGUAAAGCCAUGGCAGAUGAAAAUACCCAGUUCUGUGGAAAUUGCAAACAUGACAUUCCAGAGGCUAAUUUUACGACCCAUGAGAUCCAUUGCCGAAGAAACAUUGCAUUGUGUGAUGUUUGCCAGGAGCCAGUGCCCCGGUCAGAUCUGCAGGACCACAAACAGCAGGAGCAUACUCAGAUUACAUGCAAGUGUGGUUUGAAGAUUGACAAGAAUCACAUUGCCGUUCACCAGGGCUCUGAAUGUUCUCAGCGGCUGAUUCCGUGCCAAUACUGUGAACUGGAGAUUGUUUUCAGUCAAUCCAAAGAACAUGAGGAUUAUUGCGGUACACGCACUGAGCCCUGCCCACACUGCAAGUGCAAUGUGAUGUUGAGGGAACAAGCUGUGCAUCCGGUCUUAUGCGGAAGCCUUACACCGCCCCAAGAGAGAAACAACAGCCGGACAAGUCGCAGUCCAGUAGAACAGCAGCCUCCAGGGGCAUGGCUUGAAGCCCACUCCAUCCGAAACCUCCUCAGAGCACAAGAGAGGGGCCCAAAGAAUAAUAACAUCAGUGCGGCAGAACAACAGGCCUUUCCCCGGCCGUUCGAUCCCAGAGUAUAUAACACUUCAAGGGGACCUCAAGGCUCAGGGGACUGGAAAAAUACUACCCCGAGAAAUACAUUUAGCCACUUGUUGGGGCAGACAGAUUUCCUGAAUAGCAGCAGCAGUAGUGCCUGGCCCCAAAGUGAGCUCUCUCUGAAUGAGGAUUCAUCAGGCCUGGACUACAUGCUGGCUCUCAGCCUGCAGAGUGAUGGAGAAUCAGUGGCUGGAGGCAUAGAGGGAAACCUGUGGAGCGGUAUCUGGGACCACAAGAUUGAGAAGACGCCUAACACCUCUGUAAACUCUCCACUCUCUCCACCCAACAACAACUACCCAAACUUCACUACCGGCACGAGUGCCAUCCAGGAACAUGAUCAAGCAGAUACCAUGCUGCCUUGUGAGUUCUGCGAAGAGCUGUUUCCUGAAGAUGACCUAAUUUUGCAUCAGACUGGAUGCAGCCCCGCCUCCGCUUUUGCAUCCUACAGCAAGCAGCCGCUGUCUCCACCGAAAGAGGACAGGAUGAGCAGGAAUGCUUCAAGACAUCUGAUGCACAGCGUCCCAGACACACUUGCUUCAAACAUCCCCACUUUCCCUCGAUCAGUGUCCCCGGCCUCUUACAGUCCUCCAGCCAGUCCACUAGAGGGCGAUGUGGUCAUUCCAUGCGAGUUCUGUGGCGUUGCCCUGGAGGAGGCUGUUGUCUUUCACCAUCAGGACAAAUGUGACAUGCGUCCACAAACUGCCCAUCCACUGAAUAAUCUAACAAAAGCAUCCGUCAAAAAACCACUGAGUCCUGCCAAAGACGUCUUCGGUCAGGUGUCUCCAGAGUUUCAAAGGAGAAUGAAGCACCAAGCUGAAUUCUCAGAUGGGGACUUUAGAUUCGACAGAGAAACCCCACCAGGACAAAACCCAAGGGACUGGCAGAGAGGCUACAUUGGACUGCCGAGUCAAAAGAAGACGUCCAACUGUGAUGCUUCUGUGAAAUUCAGACCUCUGGCGGGCCGGGAAGCAGAAGGGGCUCAUUCAUCUUUCGCUGACACUGAGAAGUCUGGCUCUGCUUCUCUGAAGGGAGUACAUCUACCCGAAGACAAAGAAGGGAGAGGGAACAGAAGGAAUUCAUUUACAAAGUUGCCCAAGAAGCAGAAUGAAGAGCAGCAGGAAGAGUGAGAGCAGGAACAAUGAGGAGAAAUAUAAGAACCAAACCUCCUACUCUGCUUUUCAUUUAUCUUUUUGCAGACUUUUGAAAAUGAAACAUAUAUCUGAUAAGUGCCUGUGUGAGUAUUAGCUAUCUCGCAGUUUAUAUUUUGGUUUGAGUUAAAGUAUAAGUAAGUAAUUUGGUUUAUUAAUGCAUAUUCUCCUUGAUUUACAGAUUUGUUUCAAAUGUUUGUAUGUCUAACAUCUAGCCUUAAAAGAUAAAUUAUGAAAUGGAUUUUAUUUGUGCUGAUUCUGAUUUUUUUUUUCUUUUCUUUCUUUCUCACUGUACAAGUCGUGUCAUGGCUCAUUAGGAAUUUUAGAGAACAUCGUAUUCAGACACAUGACUUUGUCGGUGUGCAUUAAUCUAACUUAAUCUUUACCUUGUUAGUUCGGCCAAGGGCAUUUGUUUUCUCCCCUGUUCUGUCAGGGUCAUUCACAGUGUUCCUGUUGGUUUCUGCAUCUUUAUAUAACCUGAAG